Messenger RNA from Harmonia axyridis, 1931 nucleotides. Its product is annotated as protein maternal effect lethal 26-like. The transcript is spliced from 8 exons. Gene Ontology annotation, biological process: regulation of proteolysis; proteasome-mediated ubiquitin-dependent protein catabolic process. Gene Ontology annotation, molecular function: ubiquitin protein ligase binding. Lineage: Eukaryota; Metazoa; Arthropoda; Insecta; Coleoptera; Coccinellidae. The record is from RefSeq and is a predicted model, not a curated record. Gene Ontology annotation, cellular component: nucleus; cytoplasm. The coding region runs from base 585 to 1736 and encodes 383 amino acids.
CAAAUUGAAAUUACCUUAGACAGAAACCCACGAUCCUUAAAGCAUGCCACCAAUCGUCGUAUUCCUCUUCAGCUUUUGGGUAAAGAUGAAACCACAACAUGAAUACGUGAUUAGGAAGGAAGCAUACGAAAAACACUGUUAAUGGAUAUUGUAUGAAGAGAGAAUCUUCAAUGAUGGAUGAGGGAUACCCGAAUAAUUCAGGACGAUAUAAUAAUUUCCGGCCUAGAUCACAGGUAAAAUAAAAAAUAAUUCUCUUGGAAUGGAGAAGCUGAUAUCGAAAAUGCACGAAAAAAGAAAUCUUUAUUGAAAGAGGUUUAUUUAAAGGAAAAACACCAUAAAAAUGAAUAAUGGCGAUGCAUCGCAAUUCUAAUUAGCAAUUUGAAUUGGAAUUAUAAGAAAAAUUAGAUGCUUAGAUUCCAAUGAGAUUUUUACCAGGAAGGAAUACAAAGCAUCUCAAUAAUGAAUGAAGAAAAGCUCUGUGUCAUACUCCAUUUCAGAGAUCUCCCGAUAAUUUGGCAAGGCAACAACAACCAUUUUGCCAAGAGGAUGACAUUAAUGACGAAAUUCAAUAGAUUAGGACCGAGAUGCCUACUAAACCGAAACCCAUCAAACCAGAGGACAAGAAAGAAGAUGAAAAUUUGGAAAUAGGGGCUAUACACGAAGAACUCGAGGUUCCGGUCUCUUCCGAAAUUGUGUUUAGAAAAAUCUGGACAAUAAAGAAGUUUCAGAAGUCUAUAUCAAAGAGAGAUUUUGUGGAUAGUCCUCGGUUCAGAUGUUCUGUGAAUGGAAUGGGAACAAUUUGGAAUAUUUCCAUCAGAUUUUGGAAGGGUCCAAAUGGAAAGAAAGUGACUAAUCCAGUUGUGGUGUGCUUAAAUCUAACCGGAUGUGAAACAGAUGAGACUGGACAGGCCAGGGUUAGAUUUCAGUUCGGAGUUUGGGACGCCAGUAUAAAACAUUGGGAAUGCUGUGCAAUCUCUAAUGUCGUUCUAAAUCUCGAGAACACAAAAGAUCUCCUUUCUGUAGGAUACAAGAGCUUAGGAAUAUUGGACCGUCAUAUCGACCAAUGUAAAGAUGUGAAAAUUAUGGUCAAGCUUCAAAUAAUUCACAAUGAUGAAGAAGUUCACAGUUUAUCUCAAGAUAUGGCUAGAUUGUUGGAAAAAGACUCGAAAGAAAAGGACACAAUAGUAAAAUGUGAAAAUGAAGAAGAGGAAAAUGGAAACAAUUCCAUAAGAGUUCACAGCUGGAUAAUACGAAUGAGAAGCAAUAAGUUGGGAUCAAAAUUACUAGAAUAUAAAAACGAUAAGAACAAGCAUAUAAAAUAUAUGUUGGAUUUCACUUGCUACCCUUAUAACCUCAUCUAUGAACUCAUCAGAUACAUUUAUACGGAUAAAGUUGAUAAUGCAGAAACUUAUGCUAGCCAUUUACUGCCUUUAUCUACAAGAUAUCAGUUGCCAGGGCUAAUAGGACUUUGCGAAAGAACUCUUUUAGAAACAUUGACUCCAGGUAACGUAGCAAGUAUACUUCUUUUGGCAGAUGAAAAUGGUUGCGAAAAUUUAAGGAAAGCUGCUCUACAUUACUGUGAAGAAUCUGAAGAAAUAAAAGGCUGCAUUCAUACAGGAAAAACACUGGCGUGGAGAGUUAUGGAAAUGGUCAAUCCAGAUCUCUUUUUAGAAGCUUGUGAGAGCAUAGGUUCAUCUUCAAGUAACAUAGACAGCGCGGGUUCUUGGAGCGAAUAGACCUAACCAACAAAGGACCAAUUAACAAGAACUUUUUCUUAAUUUUUUUAAAAGUUAUAUUAACUACUAUAAACUUAUUUACUAGGUUAACUGAAUUAAACAUCGAAAUAAUUGUAAAUGUCUGUACUGUUGAUAUAUAGCUAUCAAUACGAUAAUAUUUCUAAAUGAAUAAAAAUUUUUUUCAUAAUCAGAAAA